AUGGUUCUCUCAGACCUCGGGCGACGCAUCAAUGCCGCCGUCACAAAUCUCAACCGCGAAGCCAACCUCGACGAGAAGGCGUUCGAUGCCAUGAUCAAGGAGAUCUGUGCUGCCCUUCUGUCAGCCGACGUCAAUGUCAAACUAGUCAAGAGCCUCCGCAGGUCAAUACAAAGUGCCGUCAAUUUCAAAGAUAUCCCUCCGAACACGACCGCGAACCAGAAGAAGCGGCUCAUUCAACAAGCGGUCUUUGAACAUCUUGUACAUCUUGUCGACCCGCACGUCGAACCAUACAAGCUGAAGAAAGGAAGGCCAAAUGUCAUUAUGAUGGUCGGCCUGCAAGGUGCUGGCAAGACAACGACGUGCACGAAGCUGGCGAGAUACUACAGUGCUCGAGGCUACAAGGCAUGUCUGGUUUGUGCCGACACUUUCAGGGCGGGCGCAUACGACCAGCUGAAACAGAAUGCCACAAAAGCAAAGAUACCGUACUAUGGCUCCUUGACACAGACAGAUCCUGCUGUCGUAGCAGCGGAGGGCGUGUCGAGAUUCAAGAAGGAGAAAUUCGAGGUCAUCAUCGUGGACACUUCCGGAAGACACAGGCAAGAAGAAGCCCUGUUCGAGGAAAUGGUCCUCGUCCAAGAUGCCAUCAAACCAGAUCAGACCAUCAUGGUUCUUGACGGCACCAUCGGUCAAGCAGCCGAAUCACAAUCAGCAGCUUUCAAAAAGACCGCGAAUUUCGGUGCUCUCAUUAUCACCAAAACCGACGGUGGUGCUGCAGGAGGUGGUGCUAUCGCCGCUGCUGCCGCCACGCAUACUUCCAUUAUCUUCCUCGGCACUGGUGAGCAUUUGUCCGAUUUGGAAAGGUUCGACGCCAGGUCUUUUAUUUCCAAACUUCUGGGUUAUGGAGACAUGAGCGGUCUGAUCGACCACAUCCAAACCAUCAGCAGAGAAUCGGCGGGCAUCAAGGAGACGCAGAAACACUUGGCCGAAGGCAUCUUCACCAUCCGAGACAUGAAAGAGCAAAUCACGAGCAUCAUGAAGAUGGGGCCUCUAUCCAAGAUCGGCAGCAUGAUUCCUGGAAUGAGUGGUCUCAUGCAAGGCAUGUCCGACGAGGAUGGCUCCGAAAAACUCAAACGAAUGGUCUACAUCUUUGACAGCAUGACCGCCAAGGAACUUGAUUCAGACGGCAAGAUUCUACUAUCUCAGCCGUCACGAAUGGUUCGAAUCGCCUGCGGCUCUGGAACCAGCGUGAGGGAGAUUGAGGAACUGCUUACGCAGCAUAAAGUGAUGUCCAGUGUGGCCAAAAACAUGGGCCAGCAGAAGAAGAAUAUGGCCAAAGCGAAUAGUAUGUUGCAAGGUGGUAACAAGCAGCAACAGUUCGCAGCGAUGCAGAAGCGCAUGCAGAGCAUGGGUCAAGGAAGGGGUUUGCCCGGUGGUGAUAUGGGGAAGAUGAUGGAAAUGAUGCAGUCAAUGGGAUUGGGCGCGCCCGGACAAGGAGGGAUGGAAGCUCUUAUGAACAGCAUGGGAGGAAUGUUCGGAGGUGGUGCCGGUCGGGGCAGGGGAAGAUGA
Messenger RNA from Cladophialophora carrionii CBS 160.54, 1566 nucleotides. Its product is annotated as signal recognition particle protein SRP54. The record is from RefSeq and is a predicted model, not a curated record. NCBI's taxonomy places the organism in Eukaryota, Fungi, Ascomycota, Eurotiomycetes, Chaetothyriales, Herpotrichiellaceae. Gene Ontology annotation, molecular function: 7S RNA binding; GTPase activity; endoplasmic reticulum signal sequence receptor activity. Gene Ontology annotation, biological process: SRP-dependent cotranslational protein targeting to membrane, translocation; SRP-dependent cotranslational protein targeting to membrane. The coding region runs from base 1 to 1566 and encodes 521 amino acids. The transcript is spliced from 2 exons. Gene Ontology annotation, cellular component: cytosol; signal recognition particle, endoplasmic reticulum targeting.